GGAGCCUGAUCUGGCAGAUAUUUAACAGUGUUUGUGUCACAUUGAACAACAUUGCAACUCAAUCGUUACUAUUAUACUCGCCAUCAUUUACCUCACAAAACAUUCAGUGUUCAGAUAAUCAUUCAAGAAAACUGUUUUUACUUUCUUCAAGAUUCUUCAAGCAAAGGCAAGAUCAUGUUUCUUUCUAAAGUCAGUGUGAUUUGAUCAUUAUAAAUGAGGAUGAUGACCAGCCGUGUUUCUCUCUAGAUGACAGAGCUUGUUGUGGCUCUGCUCUCUGUUCUCAUGGGGUUUACUGAGUCUGUUUCUGAUGGAUUCAAGCCCAUUGACUGUUCUGAUAUAAAUAAAUCAGUCAGUGGGAUUUACUCCAUCUAUCCAGCAGGAGACAUUCCUGUCUGGGUUUACUGUGAGAUGAUCUCCGGUGGGAAAGCUGAAGACAACGGAGCAUGGACGGUGUUUCAGAGGAGAAUGGACGGCACUGUGAAUUUCUAUCGGCCGUGGAAUCAGUACAAGAGAGGAUUUGGGAAUGUGGAGGGAGAAUACUGGCUGGGGCUGGAGAACAUGUACCAGCUGACAAGCAACAGGACAUACAAGCUGAGAGUGGAUCUGGAGGACUUUGAAGGAAAUAAAGCUUUCGCUCUGUACUCGUCCUUCUCUGUGGGGCCUGAAUCUGAUGGGUACAAACUACAUGUUUCAGGAUUUAGUAACGGAGGAGCAGGUGACUCUUUAUCGGACCAUGAUGGACAGAAGUUCACCACAGUAGACAAAGACCAAGACUCAAACAAUAACAACAACUGUGCCAAACUUCAUCUUGGGGGAUUUUGGUACAAAGACUGUAUGCAGGCAAACCCCAAUGGUGUGUAUAUAUGGGGAUUAUAUGACACCCAAACCAUCAUUGGAAAUGUAUGGUCAACCUGGAAGGGUAACGGUGUUGGUAUGAAAUCCAUCAGCAUGAAGAUCAAACGUGUGCCAUAGAAAUUUCAAUGUUUGCCAGAUAUACACAACAAAACAAUCAAAUUAAAGUUUAAGGGUUUCCUCUUGUAU
Messenger RNA from Carassius gibelio (silver crucian carp), 1041 nucleotides. RefSeq names its product microfibril-associated glycoprotein 4-like. The transcript is spliced from 5 exons. Gene Ontology annotation, biological process: elastic fiber assembly. Bases 247 to 972 code for a protein of 241 amino acids. The record is from RefSeq and is a predicted model, not a curated record. Lineage: Eukaryota; Metazoa; Chordata; Actinopteri; Cypriniformes; Cyprinidae.